AUGUUAAGACCAACUGAUUGGGAAUGUAGUUUGUACGAUGAAGUGGCAGAUCACGAGAACAAAGAUGCUUUUAAGAAGUUGAAGAAGGAGUAUUCUGAUUUUUUUAAGUUUUUAAAAAACGUUACUGGUUACGAAAAAGUUGGUUUUGGUAAAGCUGCUUCGUUAAACAAUCUGAACAGAGAGGUUAGAUUUUCCUUCGAUUCUCCUACAUUAUUCACAGCAGCAUAUUCAGGAGUAGUGAUAUUACUAAUUGUGGAAGUUAAAAUAAAGAUCAUUCAUCAUUUGCCACAACCAGACUGGGUAUACAAGCGAUGGCCGGAGCAUGACAAUCAAACGACGCUGGAAAUUGUAACGGAGUUGAAAAGAAUUGAGAGGGUUAGCGAAUUUGAUUCACCGGACAAGGCUCGUCUUCGCGGUGGGCUGCUUCUGGGAGACUGGGUUUCUAGGGCUGUCAACAUUUCAAAUGGUAAAGUAGUUCAACCGCAAAAAAUGAACCUUUAUUCAACGCACGAAGGUACUGUUGCAUCCUUGAUGUAUGCAUUUGGAAUUGGCGAUGGGACGCUGAUACCCUAUGCUGCUUGUCUCAUAAUGGAGGUUUAUCAGACACCGAAAGGCGGCACUGUUGUAAAGCUGUUGUACAAAAACCAAACGGACCAGAACUAUUUGCAUAAUACAAUUAUACCUGGUUGUCAAGAGUUUUGCCCGGUAAAAAAAUUGAAAAAGCUACUUGCUGAUAUGAUCAUUGAUGACGACGACGAACUUGUUGAGCAAGAAAGAGUGUAA
Messenger RNA from Enterobius vermicularis (human pinworm), 783 nucleotides. Lineage: Eukaryota; Metazoa; Nematoda; Chromadorea; Rhabditida; Oxyuridae. The record is from the annotation of a GenBank genome assembly.